Messenger RNA from Notothenia coriiceps (black rockcod), 467 nucleotides. RefSeq names its product leucine-rich repeat serine/threonine-protein kinase 2-like. The record is from RefSeq and is a predicted model, not a curated record. NCBI's taxonomy places the organism in Eukaryota, Metazoa, Chordata, Actinopteri, Perciformes, Nototheniidae. Gene Ontology annotation, cellular component: cytoplasm. The transcript has 3 exons. The annotation marks the transcript as partial. Gene Ontology annotation, molecular function: protein binding.
GUUCCCUUUCACACCUCCCAUCCAAGAUCACAACACUUAAAUUGGCAAACAACAACUUCACUUCCAUUCCUGAGGCCAUCCUUAGUCUCCCAAACCUGCGGUCGGUGGACAUGCGGACCAACAGCAUCGCGGCGCUGCCCGGCCCGGCGCUCUGGGAGUCCAGCAGCCUGCGAGAGCUGAUGUUCAGUCAGAACUGCAUCAGAGUCCUGGAUCUGAGUGGGCCGCUCUACAAGUGGACCCGCCUGGAGAAACUCCACCUGAGUGACAACAAGCUCUCUCAGAUCCCCCCACAGAUCGGCCUGCUGGAGGGUCUGACCUCUCUGGAUGUGAGUCGUAACACGAACCUACGCUUCUUCCCCAAUGAGAUGGGGAAGCUGAGCCGGCUGUGGGACCUGCCGCUGGACGGCCUGCGCCUCCAGCUGGACCUCAAACUCAUCGGCAGCAAGACCAAAGACAUCGUCAGGUGA